Metschnikowia bicuspidata var. bicuspidata NRRL YB-4993 is the source of this 2965-nucleotide messenger RNA. RefSeq names its product Cnh1p (gene CNH1). NCBI's taxonomy places the organism in Eukaryota, Fungi, Ascomycota, Pichiomycetes, Serinales, Metschnikowiaceae. Gene Ontology annotation, molecular function: sodium:proton antiporter activity. The transcript is spliced from 2 exons. The record is from RefSeq and is a predicted model, not a curated record. Gene Ontology annotation, biological process: sodium ion export across plasma membrane; regulation of membrane potential; proton export across plasma membrane. Gene Ontology annotation, cellular component: plasma membrane. Bases 50 to 2536 code for a protein of 828 amino acids.
UCUUCUCGCAUUCUUUUCUUUCUAACCCAAACCAAAUGCCCCAUAGAUAAUGUGGGCCCAGCUAGAAAUAGAACAGGCUCAUAUAGCCUACGCUUGCAUCGGCAUAUUUAGCACGCUUUUCUCGCUUUUCUCGUUAUUCGUUAAAGAACGCUUGUAUCUUGGUGAGGCCACAGUCGCCACCAUUGCCGGGCUUAUUCUUGGACCACACUGUCUAAACUGGUUCGACCCGCUCGACUGGGGCAACAGUGACUAUUUGACCUUGGAAAUAUCUCGUAUUGUUUUAUGCAUCCAAAUCGUGGCUGUUGCCGUGGAAUUGCCCCGCAAGUACAUGAAAAAGCACUGGCUUUCGGUGCUCUUGCUCUUGUUGCCAGUGAUGACCAUUGGUUGGUUGACCGUUGGCCUAUUCAUUUGGGCAUUAAUUCCGCAUUUCGAUUUUCCUUCCGCACUUUUGGUUUCUGCCUGUGUCACGGCCACUGACCCGGUCUUGGCUGCUGCCGUCGUGGGUAAAGGUAAGUUUGCCGAGAGAGUUCCUGGACAUUUAAGAAAUCUCUUGACUGCCGAAUCGGGGUGCAACGAUGGAAUGGCUUUCCCCUUCAUCUUCUUGUCUUUGUUUCUCAUUGUUGAUGCCGGCGAUGCAGGUGAAAUCGUCAAGAACUGGUUUACUUUAACCAUCUUGUGGGAGAUUUGUUUUGGCAUUAUUUUGGGUGUGACUCUUGGAUACGUCCUCCGAAAAGCCGUGGCGUUUGCCGAGAAGAAGUCCUUGAUUGACCGCGAAUCGUUUCUUGCCUUCUUCGUGUUUUUGGCGUUUAACUCUGCGGGUCUCGGCUCCUUGCUUGGAGUUGACGACCUUUUGGUAUCUUUCGCUGCUGGAACUGCCUUUGGGUGGAACGGAGACUUUGCCAAAAAGACCGAGGAAUCACAUGUAUCUACUGUCAUCGACUUGAUUCUCAACUUGGCGUUCUUCGUGUACUUUGGUGCAAUUGUACCUUGGGAAGACUUCAACAACUCGGCAAUCGGAUUGGACGUAUGGCGUUUGAUCGUAUUGGCGAUCGUUAUCAUCUUUUUGAGGAGAAUCCCUGGAAUCAUGGCACUCAAGCCUUUUAUUCCGGACAUUAAAACCUGGAGAGAAGCCCUCUUCUGUGGCCAUUUCGGGCCAAUUGGCGUGGGUGCUAUAUUCGCCGCAAUUUUAGCAAGAAGAGAUCUCGAGGAACACUACACUUCCGAGGAAACACCUCUUGCAGAGCUCCCAGAUAAAAACUUUCCCCACUAUCAACUAAUUGCUUCAAUUUGGCCUAUUGUUUGCUUUAUUGUGAUUGUGUCUAUUAUUGUACACGGCUCAUCUGUGGCAGUACUUGCUCUUGGUAAGCGUUUAAACAGAAUGGCGAUCACCAUGUCGUUUACCACCACAAACACAAAUGAUCACGGUCAUUCGUGGAUGUCGAGAUUGCAAAAGUUGGAAAACACUUCUACAUCCUUUUCGCUUCACAGGAUUGACUCUGAUACAGAGACUACUGACUCGCCACACCACGACCAGCAUUUGCCAAAAUCAAACACCAUUGAAACUUCGGGUCUCAAAGUCAGGCCUGCUGGGGGCGCGAGAAGAAAGCGGCUCAGAAAGAAGGCCAAGAAAAGAACGGAUGAUUUUGAGCCCGCGUCCACAGCUGAAAGACAGAGGCCACAAGCGGAGUUUCUACAGCUUGGAAAAACUCCAUCCACCGCUAUUUCCAGAGAUGAUGAAGCCUCAAUAGAACUGGAUAACUCAGGCGUCACACAGCAUGAAAAUGCAGAGGAACCAGUCGAAGAAAAGGAGGAGGAGAUGACUGCUGCUAUUUACGAAGAUGGCAAUGAUAUUAUUCUUGAAGACGAAGACGGUGAAGUGAUUGACUCGGUCAGCUUAGAAAAUGACGAUGAGAGCCAAGCUGGUGAGUUCAACAAACCAUCCCCUGAUGGUGCCAGUAUUCAUUCCAUGGGAUCCUUGAGGCAACACAUGUCCCAAUACUCAGUGCUUUCAGAUAAAUCUGAACAUAAUACAGAGAAUGAGACUUUUGCCACUAAAUUGUCGCGUACUUUGAGCGGGAGGAAACCUAUAGUCAAGAAAGGCAGCAAAGGGAAAGGCAAGAGAUACUUUGCUCACCAAGUGGACAAUCUUUUGCUCAUUGAAAAUGUGGACGGUGACAUCAUAAGGAGAUACAAGCUCAACAGACAUCCAUCUGUGAAGAACAGAUCAAGGUCUAGUACUUUGAUGGGCAAAGCGUUGUCCAUGGUAGGAAUCAAGAAUAAAGAGACACUAACUUCAAAUGACGCACAACUGGAGACACAUCCUGUUUCACAAAUUAUACCCGAUAUCAACAUUGUGGCUGCCGGGCAGUCUUCUGAAACCAAAGAAGGACGCCACGAAACACUCCCAGAGACUUCUGAGAGCGAGCAGACAGAGGAUUUCGACUCAGUAGACGAGACGGAAGUUGAGAAGAAGAGAAGAUUGGCGGCCUUGGGGCAUAUUUCAAAUGGCCGGAACGAUGACGAUGAAGAGACUUAGAACUAUAAAUUAUUGUUGCAUUAGCACUACUAUUAGACGAAAUACUCAUAAAUGAUUUAAUACUGGCUCUGUUCCGACCUCUCAUCUUGUUGAUGCUUUGCAGCUGACUUGGCAUCUGAUUUGGUGAACAAAGAUUCAUCCAGCUAUUCAAAUACGGUACGCGAAUGAAUGAGUGUGAGAGCCAACGAUAUACAGUGACUGAAGUAAAAAGAUUGAUGAACGAACGCAGAUACUAUUGCGUUUUGGCACUUUUAGGUGAAUAAAAGCCAAAUUUCUGCUCACUGAAAUAAUGGAUGCUCGGUAGUAGUGGUGGCAGUCAUUUUCCUGACAUGUAGCCAAUGUGAGACCCAAGGUUUAUGUGCCAGCUGAAAACUUCUCAAAAGAAAAAUAAUUUGGCUAAUCCAAAGGAGAAAAAUAUGUAUGCUUAAA